GUCGAAUCAUCCAGUGGUUGAGAAGGCAGAAACAUGAAGGCGUUUUUGGUGUUUGUAGCUUGUCUAGGCUUGGCUGUUGCCAGUACUGCCGACGCUAAAGAUAAGAAAGUCGAAGUUAAUGAAAAGAAAAACUUAAAACGUCAUAUUGACCACUACAGCGGCCCUAAGCAGCUACGGAGGAGAUCUUUCCGGUCACAGCCUUUCCAGCUAUGGUGGCGACCUCUCAAGUCAUAGCACUGGUCUCUCUGGGUACGGUAGCGGUCUUUCAGGAUAUAGCAGUGGAUAUUCAUCUGAAUACAGCAGCGGAUCUCAUGGAUAUGGUGGCGAUGUAUCUGGAUACAGUAGCGGAUCCCAUGGAUACGGUGGUGAUCUAUCCAGUUACAGCAGCGGAUCCUAUGGAUACGGUGGCGAUGUUUCUGGAUACAAUGGUAACUUAAAUGGAGGUCUAUUAGGAGGAUCAGGUUCUUUAUCUUAUGGAUAUCAACAAUCAGUAGCUCCAGUAUCCCACAACGUUCACAGCACACACGAAUUUCGCCGUGUCACCCAAAAAGUUCCAGUACCAGUUCCUCAACCUUACCCUGUUACCGUUACCAAAACCGUUCAGGUUCCACAACCAGUACCCGUGGAAGUUCCAAGACCAUACCCUGUACCAGUCAAGGUUCCCGUACCCUACGAAGUACCUAAGCCAUACGAAGUCAAAGUUCCCCAACCAGUAGCAGUCCCUGUUAAAGUUCACGUACCCGUGGAAGUACCAAAACCAUAUCCAGUUCAUAUUACUAAAACCAUACCUGUUCCAGUAGAAAAGAAAGUAUACGUCAAGGAAUUGGUACGAGUACCACACCCAGUACCACAACCCUACCCUGUGCACGUAACCAAGUAUGAACAAGUACAAGUACCUACUCCUGUUUACGUAAAAGAGCGAAAAGUAGUACACACUUACUCUAACGGAUACCAAAAUGAGGCACAAAUCCCACAAUAUGCAAAUGGUGGCUACGAUGCUUCAUCAUUCAGUAGCUCUCUUGGAAGUUAUGGAUCUGGUUACGGAUCCGGUUAUGGAUCUGGUUAUGGAUCUUCUUAUGGUUAUGGAGGUCUUGGCAGCUCAAGCUACAAUAACUUAGGAAGUUAUGGCAAUAGCUAUAAUUCUUUAAGUAGUUCUAGUGGAAGCAAUUUAGGAUAUGGCAGCUUGGGAAGUUCCAGCUUGGGUAGUUUUGGUGGUUCCAGCGGUCACUUGGUAGGUGGUCAUGGAGAUUGUGGUCACGGAGUGCAUUCCUAUGGUUUAGGCGACCAAAGCUCUCAUUACAGCCACAGCUACGGUCAGAGCCAAGCCUUCGGUCAUGGUGAAGACUACAGUGGUGUUUUGAAAUCAUAUAUUCCAAGCAAAUUGGGUGGUUACAACAAAAAAUGGUGAAAUUGUGUAUAAUUUUUAAUAAAAUAAAUCUUUAAAUUAUAAAA
Molecule: messenger RNA, 1452 nt
Organism: Diabrotica balteata
Lineage: Eukaryota; Metazoa; Arthropoda; Insecta; Coleoptera; Chrysomelidae
Source: the annotation of a GenBank genome assembly